This is a messenger RNA of Desarmillaria tabescens, 1135 nucleotides long. RefSeq names its product Coproporphyrinogen oxidase. The transcript has 2 exons. The record is from RefSeq and is a predicted model, not a curated record. Lineage: Eukaryota; Fungi; Basidiomycota; Agaricomycetes; Agaricales; Physalacriaceae. Bases 67 to 1077 code for a protein of 336 amino acids. Gene Ontology annotation, cellular component: cytoplasm. Gene Ontology annotation, molecular function: coproporphyrinogen oxidase activity.
CAAAUAGUGCUCCGCUUAUAUGGAGCCGGGCAAUGGCGAUCGACUGACUCCAGUCACCCCACCAUAAUGACCUCCAUGCGAAAACGGGCAGAGGAGCUCGUCGUCGGCAUCCAGGACAGCAUCGUCAGCGCCCUCGAAGCCGUCGACCCCGACGCCCCGCCCUUCAAACGCGACUCGUGGACUCGCGCCCAGGGCGGGUACGGUACUUCCUGCGUCUUCGCUGUCCCACCCAGCGACGACGAUGCCGCGCCUCCGCCGUCAUCAGUCCUCGAAAAGGCCGGCGUGAACGUCUCCGUCGUCCACGGCACCCUCCCGCCCUCUGCCGUCCAGCAGAUGCGCGUCGAGGGCGGUCUUCCCUUCUUCGCUACGGGCGUCAGCCUCGUCAUCCACCCCCGUAACCCCAACGCGCCUACCUGCCACGCUAACUACAGGUACUUUGAAGUCACGGAAGCCAUCGACCCGGACUCUCCAGAGCCUCCGAAGCCGUUGGUCUGGUGGUUUGGCGGAGGCGCGGACCUUACUCCGUCCUAUCUGUUCGAAGAGGACGCUGUGCAUUUCCACAAGGUCCACCGGGACGCUGCUGAGCCCCAUGGUGCCCAGAUGUACCCUGCUCUGAAAAAGUGGUGCGACGAGUACUUUUACAUCCCACAUCGCCAAGAAUCCCGGGGCAUCGGAGGCAUAUUCUUCGACGACCUCAGCGUCGAGCCCCAUCCUCGUCUCUCGUCGGAUGAGAAGCGUCCACAGACGGCAGAGGAGAUCUUUUCAUUUGUACGCGACAUGGGGGCAGCAUUUAUACCUGCAUAUAUCCCCAUUCUUUCGAAACGCUGCGUCCUUCCUUCUACACCUCGUCAGCGUCGCUGGCAGCUCAUCCGCCGUGGGAGAUAUGUCGAGUUUAAUAUUAUGAUUGACCGGGGAACCAAGUUUGGCUUGAACGCCCCCGGUGCCAGAAUAGAGAGUAUUCUCAUGAGCUUGCCAGAGACGGCAAGGUGGGAGUACAUGUCCGAUAUGGGUCAGGAUCCAGAGUCGGAAGAAGGUAAACUUUUGGCAGUCCUAAAGACCCCAAAGGAAUGGGUUUAGAAAAUUAUAUCUGUAUUCUUAGAAUAUUGCCUGAAUUAUAAAAUACCACUCUCCCAGA